AUGACGAUGCCGUUCAGCCCCCUGUCCAGCGACGAGGAGCAACAAAGGAUGCUGGGAAACAAUCGACAUCUCUAUCCAGGGGCAGAGGACGAGGAAGAGGAGGAGGAAGAGGAGGAGGAGGAAAUGGAAGAGGAGGAGCGUGAUGAGGACCAGGAGGAGGAGGAGAAUGGCGAACUGGAGGGGGAAGAGGAAGAUGAUGACGAGGAGAUGGUGGAGGAGGUCAGGCGAGGGGGCCUGUCGCGGGGGGGCAGGGGCGAGGGACACAGGCAGUCGGGUAAAGUGGCCGGACGACCCACCGGGGACAGACAGACCCGACCGGGGAACCCUGGACACACCACAAACCCCUAUUCAUCCAACCCCGGACCCACACACCAACAGCCAGCCAAUCACAUACAGCAGCAGCAGCAGAGGAGGCUGAAGGAACGCAGCUCCUCCUCUGUGCCAUCUGAGGACGCCCACAUUGCCAUGAUGGUGUUUCGCAUUGGCAUCCCAGACAUAAAGCAAACGAAAUGUUUGCGGUUUAACCCAGAUGCCACGGUGUGGAAAGCCAAGCAACAGGUCCUGUGCUCCCUCACCGAAUCUCUGCGAGACGUCCUGAACUAUGGUCUGUUCCAGCCCGCCACGGACGGCCACGAUGCCAAGUUUUUGGAGGAAGAGAGGCUGCUCAGAGAGUACCCACAGUCCUUUGAGAAAGGGGUACCAUAUUUAGAGUUUCGAUACAAGACCAGGGUGUACAAACAGACUAAUCUGGAUGAGAAGCAACUGGCUAAAUUGCACACUAAGGCCAGCCUGAAGAAAUUCAUGGAUUAUAUCCAAACCAGCGCUGUGGACAAGAUGGUCAAGUUCAUAGACAAAGGCCUCGAUCCCAACUACCAGGACUCUGACACCGGCGAGACUCCUCUGUCCCUGGCGGUGCAGUGUGAGCCGGGUGGAGGUGAGCCCAUCCGGGUCCUGGUGGAGGGAGGGGCUCAUAUUGACUUCCGCGCCAAAGAUGGACUCACACCUGUACACAAGGCAGUUCGAGGCCACCGCCAUACAGCCCUGCUGGUCCUGCUGUCUCACGGUGCGUCUCCGGACUAUAAGGACCGACGAGGGCUGACGCCGCUCUACCACACUGUGCUGACAGGGGGAGACACCUCUUGCUGCGAAACACUCCUUUUCCACCGAGCCAAGCUGGGCAUCAAGGACGAGAACGGCUGGGAUGAGACACAUCAGGCCUGUCAGAAUGGUAACUCGCAGCAUCUGGAGCACCUCCUCUUCUAUGGGGCGGAUUCUUCCUCCCAGAAUGCCUCUGGAAACACUGCCUUGCACAUCUGUGCUUUAUACAACAAGGAAAGCUGUGCACGAAUUCUGCUCUACCGGGGAGCAAAUAAAGACACAAAGAACAACAGUGGGCAGACCCCCUUUCAGGUGGCUGUUAUGUCCGGCCAUUUUGAGCUGGGAGAAAUUAUCAAAAACCACCGGGAUACAGAUGUGGUUCCCUUUGUGGAGUCUCCGAAGUACGCCCCCCAGAGGCGGGAGAGUUCCCGGACGCUGACAAUUCCCCACCCUCAUCCCUUCCUCCGGGCCAACAGUGACAGCAGCAUGAACCUGCCAGACUGGAUGGCAGUGCCCAAUGCCCCAGCGACCAACAUUGUCUCUGUGCAGGGCUAUAAACAUACAGGAACCCUGCGAAGCUCCAGCAGUCCCAGAGGGGCGAGGACGCGUUCCCCGUCCAGAGGGAGGAUCGGAGACAAGGAGGACCGGAGCAGGCAGAGUCGGAGGGGGCCUGCCCCUGCAAGCACAGCUGGACAAACCGCGGGCCAGCGGAGACGCCUCUACAGCGCCGUCCCAGGACGAGUCUUUGUAGCUACUCGAUCACACUCUGCCCAGGGAGAGCGAGAAAUCAGCUUCAAUAAGGGAGACAGGGUCAAAGUGUUGAGUGUUGGCGAGGGCGGGUACUGGGAGGGGACGGUCAGGGGUCGCACAGGCUGGUUCCCCUCCGACUGUGUGGAGGAAGUGAUGCUUCGAAGCCAAGACAACCGAUCAGAGAGCCGUGGAGAACGAGCCAAAAGGCUUUUCCGCCAUUACACUGUGGGAUCCUAUGACAGCUUUGACGCUCCCAGUGACUAUAUAAUCAAGGAGAAGACGGUGCUUCUGCAGAAAAAAGACAGUGAGGGUUUCGGCUUUGUGCUGAGAGGGGCCAAAGCUCAGACUCCAAUCGAGGAGUUCACUCCCACCCCGGCCUUCCCUGCUCUACAGUACCUGGAGUCAGUGGACGAGGGAGGCGUCGCCUGGAGAGCCGGUCUCAGGAUGGGGGAUUUCCUAAUAGAAGUCAACGGUCAGAAUGUGGUGAAGGUUGGUCACCGACAGGUCGUCAACAUGAUCCGACAAGGUGGCAACAGCCUCAUGGUCAAGGUUGUCAUGGUGACCCGCAACCCCGACAUGGAGGAGGGUUCGAGGAAGAAAAUCCCCCAGCAAAGUAAGAGGCUGAGCACUCCGGCUAUCGCCCUACGAUCCAAGUCCAUGACUUCAGAACUGGAGGAGAUGGUGGAGAGAGCUGCUACCCCUUGGAAAAAAAAAUCAGAAUUCGAAUCCUCACAAGUUACAGAGAAGAAGAGGACAGUCUAUCAGAUGGCUUUGAAUAAACUAGAUGAAAUUCUUGCAGCAGCUCAGCAGACAAUCAGCACCAAUGAGGCGCCAGGGACACGGGCACAGGGGCCAAAAAGAGAUAGGGGGCGAAGUUUCUAUGGAAAUGAGUCCAACUACGGGGAUCAGUCCGGGAUGGGGGUGAUGUCGUCAGGGUUGGGCCUCGGCUACGACCGUGGCCAGUACACUUCAGGUCACGGCCCACCGCAUGGUAUGCUGCGGCAGAAAUCCAUCGGAGUGCCUGAGGAGGAGAAGCAGUUCCUGCAUCCUCCAGCCGUGAAGUUUGCUCGCAGUCUUUCGGUGCCUGGCCCAGAUGACAUCCCCCCUCCUCCCACCACAGCUCCACCAGACCCUCCAUUCUCCUCUGCUCCACCACUAGGUUGGAGAGCUAAGACAUCCCAGCAGCCCUCUGUCUCCAUGUCCCAGUCCACAUCGACCUCUGCGCACUACCAGCCCUAUGCCCAGUCAGUGCACUUCACCCAUGGGGGCAGAGAGAGGGCAGGUGGUCCCAGCACUGGCACCAGUGGUGGAGCGGUGGACCACACAACUUCGUAUGCACAUGCAGCUGCCCAUACCGCUCAAAGCAGGACUGCUUCGCGGAAGGUUGCCUAUACUGGGGAGCCUGUUGGAGCUGGCAUAGGGGCUGGUGGAGGGCCCAAGGCAGCAGGUCUUAGGAGAGGUUACAGCACUGCCGUCCCCCCAUCCAGCAUUGCAACUGUAAUGCCCCAGCAACAACAGACUACCCAGAGUCAACCCCAGCGAACAGACCGCAGUGCAGCUGGAGCUGGAGUAAGCGGUCCUAAAGGAGGGGCCCGGAGAGGUAAGGGCCCCCUGGUGAAGCAGUCCAAGGUAGAGGAUCUGCGCAUGGGCCAAGGUACACUGGGGGGCAAAGGCUCAGUGGAGAAAAGCUCCAUACCCAUCCCUACCAUUAUCGUCAAGGCCCCUUCAACCAGCAGCAGUGGACGCAGCAGCCAGGGCAGCAGUGUGGAGGCAGACGCUCCUGCAUCUGGGGAGACAGAUGAAUCCAAAACACCCCAUGGUCCUCCACCCUCCACUCCGGCUCCACAGCCCCCUGCCCCGCCUUCCAUCCCAGCACCGCCACCUCCGUCCUUGCCUUCUAUGCGAGCCCAGGAAAACCUGGACUUUACUAGCCAGUUUGGGGCUGCCAUUGUUGGCGCAGCUCGCCGAGACAGGGAACGGUUUCAUGAAGCCCGCAGAAAGAGUGCCUCCUUGUUCAUGUCUGCUGAGGAGGACGUGAGUCUUGGGGGAGUAAGUGAUGGAAUAGGAGGAGUAACAAGGACUCAGGCGUCACAACAACAGCUUAGCACACAGGCUGAAAGUUCAUCAACACGGCUGCGUCCGUCCAAGUCUAUUGACGAGGGCAUGUUCUCUGGGGACACCUUUAUCCAUCACACCCGCAGUAUGCCUCCAGCCUUUGGCCUACCUGAGUACUCCUCACCUGCCCUGGACUAUCAGCCUAAGUCUGUGCCUACUGACUUGUACACAGCAGCGGGCAGGCAGCCAGCACCCUCCAGUACCACCACCUUCAUUCACCCUCUAACAGGAAAGGCUCUUGACCCCACAUCACCACUAGGCCUCGCCCUGGCUGCCAGGGAGCGUGCUCUGAGGGAUGACAGCAGGUUAAGGAGGGGAACAGAGCACCACUUCACCCGCCAGAUGUCGAGUAUGGUCUUUCCUUCGUCUACUGCCACCUCUCAACCGGUUUCGUCCACCGCCCAGUCCUCCAGCUCCUCCUACCUGGUCACCUCGUCAUCUCUGGCCGCCACCACACCCACUGUUGGCCGUCCACCCUCACCCAGAAUCCUCAGAGGAGUUGGGAGUGUGUGGAGUGAGGAAGGCGGUGGAGGAGAGAGGGAGCGAGAAGGAGGAGGGGCUCGCGAGGGGCUAAGAGUUCGCUUCUCUGAGGACAAAACGGUCCACACGCACCACUACCAGUCUCAGCCGUAUCAGCCAACCUACAAGGAGAGGGAGCGGGAGAGGUCGAGGGAAAGGGAGAGGGAGCUUUCGAGAGAAAGAGAGAGGGACAAAGAGAGAGAGGGUUACAUGAGGAGGGCAGAGCAGGCUGCUGCUGAAAGCUCUGCUCAGCAAGCGUCCCAGUCUCAGCCGCCUCGCAGGCCCUCUUUUCUCAGGAUGGAAAGUCAAGCUGAUGCCUAUAUUUUGUCCCUCACCCCUCCCUCUCCUCCACCUACCAGUACUCAGCAGACAGUGAACACUACUGGGAGCACUGGGACUGGCCUGAUGGUUCUUCCUCCCCCUGCCCCCUCAGUUGAUGCGGACGAUGAGUUUGUCUACGCAGACCCUCUCCCACCUCCAUUAGAGUUUGCUAACAGCUUCGACAGAGGAUUGGGGAGAAUAUCAGGGUACUCACAACACGGGAUGCUCGCCAACAGCCUGACUUCCCGCCAACAGCAGGUCCCACCACCUCCACCUCCUCCUCCUGAAGAGGACGAGAUUGAGGAGGGAGUGACAGAGGACGAAAGUGGCCAGGAUGGGUACGGGGUGAGGGACAUACAGAAUUUGGGGCGCCCCAUUUCACCGUACUUUGACCGCCCACGCACUCCUGAGAUGAAGCCUCUCUGGGGCGAGGGGCAGAUGACUGGUGACGGAGGCCAAUCUGGGACACUUUUAGAGGGAAAGAAGAUUUACCCUCCUGUAUCCAGUAUGAAGCCCAGCAUCAUAAAUGAGCUGAGCAGCAAACUUCAGCAAAGAAGCAAGGACAGCUGGAGCAGCCAGAGACCACUGGGCAGACACAGGUACAUCUCCAUUCACAGAUUUUCAGAAGACUCAGCCUCAGCUCUGAGCCCGCCGUCAGUUCGAUCCCAGUCACCGUCUCCAAUCUCAUUAUCGCAGCCAUCGUUAUCCCCGUCCCCCACACCCCCCUCCCAGUACCCCAACUGGGGAAGAUCCCCAUCUCCUCAGCCUCCAGCUGCCUCUCAGCCUCCACGUUCCCAUUCCCCACUGUCCCCGACAACUUAUUCCCCUUACCCAACCUCCCCCAAACACAGACCUGUCUACCGGACCAAAGCCCUAGAAUUCCAGUUCAUCCCCAGUCGCGAAUCCCGUAAAGCAGAAUCACACAUACUCCAGCGUAGGCGAGCACCCAGCCCCCUCAUCUCCCCGUCAGAGAGGCCCAAGCUGGGCCCACCACGGCCAUCAUCCCUUCCUCUCCUCCCCACCACGCCGCUAUACAGUGCCAUCUACGACCUCCGAGGUUCAAUCACCCCACCAUCACCUGGGAACCCUCUUGGAGAUCCUUACUUCUCGCCCUCUCCUCCCCUGUUUGCACCCUCUGGUGCUCCUCCUCCUCCAAACUCCACCUUAGUUGUUUCUCGAUCCCUCUCUCCAACUCACUUCCUGUCUGGAACCUCUUCUCCGCCCCUGCACCCUCUCCCUCCACCUACCUGUCUGAGUUACCCUCAUCUACCACCCCCUUCCCCUACGAAGCCUUUUGCCUCCAAGCCGCUGCCCUACUGGACCAAGUAUGAUGUUGCAGACUGGCUAGGAUACCUGAACCUGGGCGAGCACAGAGAGCGUUUCCUGGACAACGAGAUUGACGGCACCCACCUGCCCUCCCUAACCAAGGAUGACUAUCUGGACUUGGGUGUGACACGUGUAGGUCACCGCAUGAACAUAGAACGGGCCCUGAGGAGCGUAAUUGACAGGCUGUCCAGCAGCCCGUUUCCUAUUUCUGUUCUCUCACCUCGGGAUGGACAGAGUGAGAGAAGGAGGGACGACGGGAGUCGGAGCUGAGGUUGCAAACGCAGAGGCAGAAAGAAAGAGAGAGAGAGAGAGAGAGAGAGAGUAAGGGAGAAGGAGGGGUUGGAGUCAAUGAGGGAGGAAGACACAACUGCUGCUAUCCAUGGUGGAUUCACACAACAAAUGAGGGGGGAACAGAUUUCACACAGAGAGCGACAGAAAGAGGGAGUCAAGUCCCAAAGAGAGAUGGAAACACGGGGAUGGAAAAAGGGCUGAUGAUCCAUAAACACACCGGCUGGCGCUCCCCAGUUGCGGCAGGCUGAUUUACACGAGUACACUCCCCACAUGCAUGCACGGUCACACCAAUCCGCAAACAAGUAACACAAACACACUUUCAUCCAAAAUGUAUGCGAAGACACUAUGGCUACAGCAGAUAUUAUGAGUGAAGAGUAGUGAUGAACCAAAUACUUGAGAGGAACAAUCAAAAGCCAGUUAGAUUUUUCUUUUUUUUUAACUGAGCCGGUUGUGUUGUUGGUGAGCUGGAGAAUUGGAGAAGAUAUGGGUGUCCUUCAUUGUGCAGCCAUCUUGUUGAAUGGUCCUCUUACCCCUCAGCCAGCUGAAAUCUGUUCAGGUUUAAGAGUGGAAUUUACCAAGAAUACGAUAUAGAGUGCAAUCAAUGACAAACACCCUCCCCGUGUGAGUGGAUGUUAGUUUUGUUUCUGAAUAUCAUAGAGUAUUUGAGGGUGAAUGUCUGCAAGAGUGAGGCUUUGUCUGUCUGCAUGGUGAACGUAGGACGACGCAGGGCAGUAUAUCAUGACAGCUUCCACGUCUUUUAGAGGUGAUGAGUGUGCAGACGGAUAACUCGCGUCCUUGGUUCAGGCCAAGGAGGCUGGCUGUGUGUUUGGCUUUGAUCAGUUAUGUCUUGUUUUUACCUCACCACUGGUAGGGCUCUGUCCUCACUGCAGGUCUUGUGAUCAGGAUCUUACGUGUUUCUCUAUAGCUCUUUAUCAUCUUAAGUCUUAUAAUGACAUAUAUACAGACUGGUCACUGUAUCACAAAUUUGUAGCAAAAAUAAGUGCCCAGACCAACAAAAAAAAAGGAAAAAAGGAAAAAAAAGAAACACACUGAUACACACUCACAGGCACCCAAGAUACUACUAUACAUGCCUGCAUGCAUACACCAACAUGUAGACACACACAUACACACAAGCACUUACAAGUGAUUGUGUUAGAGUUUAUGGGACACCUUAUAUAUAGACACACACUAUAUGUUUGGAUCCAAGAUGUACUUAUACAAAAGGAGAUAGACUGUGCUUUCAACUGUUAGACGGGAUACGUGACAAUGUGAAGAGAAAUCUCCCCGAGGAUUUUAUUUACAGAGAAAAGACUUCCUCAGCGUCGAGGCAACUGUUGUAGACCCAUUCAGACCUUCCGUCCGAGGGAGACUGGACAGGAGAGGGGAGGGGAAGAGGAAAAACUGCCAUUUUCUUGCUCUUUCCCACCCAAUCCCCCCUGCUCCUUCCAGGAGUGGCCCCUCUCUCUCGACAAAAUCCAGGAGGAAACGAGUGGCCACCUGGCCGAGGGGAUCUGAGAGAAACGCUUAUAUCCAGUUUUAAUACUAUGAUUGUUCUUACAAUUUUUAAACUUUAAAUGGGAAUACUGGAAUACUGAUAUUGAUAUGAAGAGAUUUAUUGUUACUAUUUAUCAUUACUAUCAUCGUCCUUACUGUUAUUAUAGCUUCAGAGAGUUCCUGGUUUCAGCCUUUGGUAGCUGUGAUGGCGCUCUUGUGCAGUCAGUGUGUUUCCUGACUGUGUAGUGAAGAUAAUAGCAUUGGUUAUAUAUAUAAAUAUAUACGUAUAUGUAAGUAUUUUUGAAUUGAAAGAUGCAUAUUAUUUCGUGCACGGUACCCUUAACAUUGCUUCUAUGUGACGAGAAGCAUUGCAACUUAAAUGUGAAGCACAUUUUUAGAAUCACUUCUUGUUCAUUUCUCCUCACCGUUUUUCUUUUGUCAGAGUAAAGAGCUUUAAUCUAAAUUACAUGUUGACCUUUAUAAAUACAAAAUAUGAUUUCAUCCCUCAUUUGUUGCCACUUAAUUAUGUGCAGAUGCUGAAAAUGUAGCAACUGUUCCGGGGAUGCCCACGAUACACAUAAGUGAAAAUUAUGUCACUUUAUUUAAACAGUACUUUAAAAUUAUUUUUUUCAAUUCUGGAUAACAAGCACUCCCUUUUGAUUGAUCACACACACAAAUGUUAUUCCUUUUCCAGUCCUUUUAAGUCCUUUUUAUUUCCCAUUAGCUUUCACUGCACAUUUACAUCUCAUUAUAACCUCAGUCCUGCUUUUCUCACUGUUGCUGAGAUCAAAUAUAAGGGCUCUCUCAUGACCUCUCUACCUUGAACAACACUUCACCUCUCCUGCUGCUUUUGAGUCCUCGAACACAUAUCAAACGUGCGUUCUUACAUCAGGGCAUCGUUGGGGAGUUUACCUUCCUCCCGGCCCCGCUAUGCUCAUAGAUCACGUCGCUCAAAGUGCACACACACACACACACACGCUACAAAUGUGAAUGAGCAAAGGUCAUUAAGGGGGAUUUGUCUCUGUAAUUGCUUCGUGCUGGUGGUCAAGGGGAGAUUAUAUUUGAAUGCAAGGGAAAUAGCAAUAAGGACGAUGAAAAUAAUGGUCAUAUAAUUAUGGUUUAAGAUGUAAAAAAAAAAGUCUCAAAAGUUCUAAAGAAUCUCUGUCUUCCAAAUAAUGUUUAACAUGAAAAGGUACAAUGUAUUUAUUUAACUAUUCUGCUUUCUAUACAGUUCGACCCAUUCUCUACAUCUGCCCCCUUCCACUGUUAAUGACCUGACAGUAUUAAGAGCUCCCGUCUGUUUUUUCCACUCAUCAUUUGCAUCUUCUUGUUUAUACAAAGCACCUUCUGCAGUCGCUGACGUGUGCCAGUAUGCUCGCAGCUCAUUGUUUAUUACCAGCAUAUUAUGCAAUGACCCUAUUUCCAUUAGCAACUGUGGCUUUUCACGUUUCCCUUUAGAGGUUUUUAAGUCACUUUCAGCCAGAGAGAGUGGGGUUUGUUUCUAAAAAGGGUGAACCAGCAGAAUCUGGCUUCCUGUCCAAACUCAAUCCAGAUUCUACUUGUUUCUAUCAGGUCAACGUUUGCUAGUGUAAAUAGGGCCAAUUAAUAACUUUGGAUAAGAGAUUUUGAAAACCUCUUGCUGAUACAGUGAUAUUCUUGUUAAACGGCUGGUGAGGAACAGUUUUAAUCCUUUAUUUGCAUUUAGGAGUUAUAAUGGAGUGAUGGCUCGUCGUUGCUGUCAGGAGAAAAAUUAAGAUCUGAGGGAAUCGGUCUGACUCUAUAGAAAGCAUUUCUUUUUCCUUUAAGAGAUCUUUUAAAAAAUGAGAAUAUGAACUGACGAAAGGUAACUUACAGAAUAUAUAUGUAUAUGUGACCUGCAUAUACACACAUUCAUAUGAACAUAUAUGAAUUUCAAAUGU
Morone saxatilis (striped sea-bass) is the source of this 9833-nucleotide messenger RNA. It is a transcript of the gene shank1, whose product is annotated as SH3 and multiple ankyrin repeat domains 1. The transcript is spliced from 27 exons. The coding region runs from base 1 to 6399 and encodes 2132 amino acids. Gene Ontology annotation, molecular function: synaptic receptor adaptor activity; ionotropic glutamate receptor binding. The record is from RefSeq and is a predicted model, not a curated record. Gene Ontology annotation, cellular component: postsynaptic density; dendritic spine; postsynaptic membrane. NCBI's taxonomy places the organism in Eukaryota, Metazoa, Chordata, Actinopteri, Moronidae.